This is a messenger RNA of Hirundo rustica (Barn swallow), 4262 nucleotides long. It is a transcript of the gene IMMP2L, whose product is annotated as inner mitochondrial membrane peptidase subunit 2. Gene Ontology annotation, biological process: mitochondrial respiratory chain complex assembly. NCBI's taxonomy places the organism in Eukaryota, Metazoa, Chordata, Aves, Passeriformes, Hirundinidae. Gene Ontology annotation, cellular component: mitochondrial inner membrane peptidase complex; membrane. Gene Ontology annotation, molecular function: serine-type endopeptidase activity. The transcript has 6 exons. The coding region runs from base 32 to 559 and encodes 175 amino acids. The record is from RefSeq and is a predicted model, not a curated record.
GCCCGCCCCCCGCGGAUCGGAGCGAAGGAUUAUGGCACAGGCUCCGGGUUUGGGGAAGAGAUACAUUAAAGCCUUUUUUAAAGGUUUCUUUGUUGCUGUUCCUGUAACUGUGACUUUCCUGGAUAGAGUUGCCUGUGUCGCAAGAGUGGAAGGAGCAUCAAUGCAGCCUUCUUUGAAUCCUGGGGGAAGACAAGCAUCUGAUGUAGUACUGUUAAACCACUGGAGCAUUAGAAAUUAUGAUGUACAGCGUGGGGACAUUGUGUCACUGGUGUCUCCUAGAAAUCCUGAACAGAAGAUCAUUAAACGAGUGAUUGCUCUUGAAGGAGACAUUAUCAAAACCAUUGGAUACAAAAAGAAGUACGUGAAAGUUCCACAUGGUCAUAUUUGGGUGGAAGGGGAUCACCAUGGGCACAGCUUUGACAGCAACGCUUUUGGUCCUGUUUCUCUUGGACUCCUACAUGCCCGAGCUACGCAUAUUCUCUGGCCUCCACAUCGCUGGCAGAAGUUACAGCCAGUGCUACCUCCGGAGCGCAAACCACUCCACAGAGAGCAGGAGUGAUCUGAAUGUUCAGACAGGAAAGCACUGACGCGAAGUUCAGCCAGAAGGAGUUGCAGUGGUUAUACCAUGACCUCUAAGACCUUUGCCAAGUGCUUUGACAUCAGUGUCAUAUCAACAAAUACGUGUGACAUCUUAAAGUUACAAUGCGACCAGAAAGUCUUCAUGUUUCUUUUGUUUGUUUGUUCUAUUGUUUGAUGGGUUUUAAAUUUCUCCAACAUUAGGGAAUUGUAUAUUAAUUCAGUUUGAAAUAAUUGAUUGUAGAAGGACUUAAUGUUCAUUUUUUUUUCUGGAAGCAGUAACAUGCUUGGCUUACUUGUGCUUCUCUGGACAAGAAACUAUUAAAACUUUCAAUAAACUAUUUUGAUCUUUUACAUUCAGCUUGUCGCUUUUGUAACUGCAUGGAAACUUUAUUAAUAUUUAUUGCAUAUGAAAAAAAAACCCCAAAAAACACCCACAAUAUAUGUACUUUGGAUUGUCCUAUAAUUACUAGUAAUGAAGAAUCAGUACUUCUGUAGGUGAAAAGGUUUUAAUGCAGCUUAUUUCUAUUAUUAAAAUGAACACUUAUUACUCAUUUUUAUUUUCUUUUUCAGACUAAAAUAUUUUAUUUUAUAUAAAUAUUCCUUGUAUAUCUUUCUGAAUUAGAUAGUCAGUCAAAAUGUACAAAUAUUACGAUAUCUGAAGGCAAAGUUUAAUUAAUUUUUCUAGUAAAGUAAAUCUUUGUUAGUACAUGUUGGGUUCCUCUGAGGAAUGGUUUUUCCCCUCAGAGUCCCCCUGAAGCCUGUGCCAUGUAGUUUAACCCUUUUUUCCUAUCAUACCUACUCCUGACCCUAUUGGCUCAGGGCCAAUAUCUUUCCUUGGCACAAAACUAGAUAUACCCCUGUCUCUUCCUGUUCGCUCUCUCUCUCUCCUCACUCUACUGGAACAUCACUUAGAGAAUAAAGCUUGGACUGAAGCUGGGGUGAGAGCCACUCUUUUGAAAUCUUUAUUCUGUCUCUAUGAAAUAUAUUUCCCUAAAAUCCCUGAACAACUGAGCUAGCUAGAGCCUGGGGGGUGGCUGGAGGGAGUAUAUCUCAAGUACUGAUUGCCAUACUUCUUUGAAACUAUGUAAUUAGAUAAGAAAUAUGCAAUUGAUAUUCUAGUAAAUAGUCAAUAUUAUAAAUGUACUCCAUGAAUAGGCAGUAAAGCUUCUGCACACAUGAUAUGUGAAAAUAACUUGGAAAAUGACACAUUUUCAAUGACAAAUCAGUAUGAGCCAGCUUAUGUUCAUAUUUAUCGAAUUUUAUUUCACAUAGGCUAGUACUUAGAAAUUUUAACAAACCACACAAAAAAUCUUUUAACAUUUUCAGCUAAAAAUAUGCAAUUAUCAGAGCUUCAGGGAAGAUUAGUCUACAGCUCUUUGAACACACACAUCUGCCUUGUGUGUUAGAUGAUAGCUUCAAUCACCAUGAAAACUAUCUAUUAACAAUCUAGCUUUCUUCUUAAAUGCCCCAGCGCUGUAGACUCUCUGAAUACUUUAUUGUCCAUGUGUCAGGAUCUAUCUUUGUUCCAAAAAGGUGUUCUACAGGUCUCUGAACACUCUUUCUUAAACUAAUGAGGUUUGUUUCAUUAUUAUGGCAGUAAAUUCAGAAUUGUUCAGAGACAGAAGGAGAAGCCAGGGAACUACAUGUCUAUAAGCCUGUUCUUGUGCUGGGGAAUGUUACGGAACAGAUUAUCUUGAGUGCGAUCGCAUGGCUAACCUGGGGUCAGGCUCAGCUGAUAUGGGUUUAGGAAUAGCAGGUCCUGUUUGACCAACCUGAUCAUAUUUUAUGACCAGGUGACCUUUCUAGUUGAUGACGGAAAAGUUGUGGAUAUUUGCAUGGACUUCAGCAAAAUCUUUGACACUAUUUCCCACAGCAUUCUCAUGGGUAAGCUGAAAGCUCACAGAUUGGGCAGGUGCUCUCUUCACUGGGCUAAAAAUUGUAUUCUUCCAUCUAUAUUUUUCCACUCUUGAUCCUCCCCAAAACAUCCGCAUUUUACUGACUUUGAUCCCCUAAACGGCUCAGAAGUCUGGUGCAGUUCUGAAAUGCUCUGCCCUGCAGUCCACAGCAAAACCUGUAACCGUGGGCAAGACUGCCAGGCAACCCAGCCAGCCUCCCCUCUGAUUCCUGGUGUUAGUCGUACGCAGUGGGGCAGAUCCAGGGGCCUCAGUGCUCCUUCAUAGCUAUGAGGUGAGACUUUCACAGUUUGAUGACUCAUGUAAAAGACAUAAAGGAAUUAAAUUGUGGUGUUAUUUGGCUUUCCACAGCUUCCAUAAUUCCUUUGGGCUCCUUUGUCAGUGAGAAGACUGGCUCAUUAUCACAUAACUUAUACAGGCUAUGAAAGUUUAAAUGUCCCAAGUAUUCAACUGUGACAUGCCUCAAGGAAUAUUUAUUCACCUAUAUUUGCAUACACAUAUUUAUAAAUAUUUAUGCAUUUAUAUGAAGAUGUAUGUAGGAUAUAUAUGAGGAAAUGAUGGAAUAGAGAAUUUGCCCAUUAAGUCUGAAGAUGGUUGUAAAGACUGAUGUAACUUUGGAGGAUGGUAUUAGAGUGCAGUGAUCUGAUUUUGAUAAUGAUGACCAGAGAGUCUGGUGCAAUAAUUACCCAUAUACAUACUGAACUAUGUUAAAAUAAAAUUUAAAUGUUAUAGUGGAUUGUAGUUGAGCAUAAGGCAACAAUAUGCUGAAUAUGCUUUAUAAAGAGCAGUACAGGCUGUAAACACAGCAAAUAAUAUUCUUUCUACAUUCAUGUAUGGCAUGAUUUUAUGAACCAGAUUAAAAAAAAAAACAACAAAAAACAGCUGGAAUAUUUAAAUAUUUAGAAAGACACAAGAAAAAUAUAGAGAAACAAAAAAUAUCACCUAUAAGAAAUAACACCUGAAUCAAUUAAUUUUUAUUGCAUGACUUUAAUUUUAUUUUUUUCCCUUUUUUUUCUUUUUUAAAUCGGGCCUGUUGGAGACAGAAGAAUGGAUUAAGUAGACCUGAGGUCCACAUCAGCUAUUUUAUUCAUUCACUAAUGAGGUCCUCUGUGCCUGGAAAAUUUGGUGGUUCCUUUGAUGUUAGGCAGGCAGUUGCAUUAAUAUCUAAUUUCUUUAGACUGAUAAUUAUGAUUCUUUAGAUUAGAUUCUUUAGCCUAACAGUGUUACAGUACCCUUAUGUACCACAUUACUGUAAUAAGCAUCUAAGGAACCAGUUUCCCGUAAAAUAAGCUAUUUUGCUUCAUACUGUCAUCAUAUUAAUGUGCAUGACAUUUUACAUUAUCAUGUAGGUUGGUGAAUAGAAAUAGCCCAAUGAAAUCAUAAGUAUAACAGAUAAUUCAGUAUCCAGAGCAUGAAGAACAAACCUUUCCUUUCAAAGCAGAAAGGACCAAGAUUGGCACACAUGAGCACACAUUUAAAAGAGUUGUUAUUUAAUUGAUAUAUUUGGGGUUCAAGCUUCAAAUCUGAAAUUUCAAAUGAGAAGCCCGUUCUGGAAGCAAUGAAAUCAGUACCAAAAUUCUCAUGACCAUCAUGAUUAGCCUUCUAAGGCCUCUUCACAGGCUUUCUGGGUUUUGGCUCUGGCUUAUAUCUGUAUAUCUUAUAUAAGGUAUGAUUUCAUGGGAGUUGAAUAAGAAUAAGCACAAGUAAGCAGUAGGAUACUAUGAAUUGAAAGGAUGACAGGAUAUGUUAAAGCUUGGGUUUUUUUAAUGU